AUGGCAAAAUAUCUUGUUGAAAAGGGAGCUGAUGUAAAAGGUAAAAAUACUGACGGAAGGACAGUACUACACACUGCUGUUGCUAAAGGUAAGCCGGAAAUAGUGAAAUAUCUUGUUGAAAAAGGCGCUGCUGUGAAUGCCAUUAACAGCAAAAAUGCUAACGGGUUAACAGUGCUGCACAGUGCUGUUGCUAACGGUACGCUGGAUAUAGUGAAAUAUCUUGUUGAAAAAGGCGCUGCUGUGAAUGCCAUUAACAGCAAAAAUACUAACGGGUCAACAGUGCUGCACAGUGCUGUUGCUAAAGGUAAGCCAGAAAUAGUGAAAUACCUUGUUGAAAACGGCGCUGAUGUUAAUAGCACAGAUAUUGACGGGCGGACAGUUCUACACAGUGCUGUUACUGAAAGUAAGCUAGAUAUGGUAAAAUACCUUGUUGAACAUGGGGCUGACGUCAAUGGCAAGGAUACUGAUGAAUCGAGAGUGCUUCACAGUGCUGUUACUGAAGGAGCACACGAAACGGUAAAAUAUCUCAUUAGAAAGGGGGCUGAUGUAAAUGGCAAGUAUAUUGACGGAUGGUCAGUCUUGCACUAUGCUGUUUCUAAAGUCAGAAAUGGCGCUAAUGUAAAUGGUAAGAAUUCUGACAGCUGGACAGUCCUGCACAGUGCUGUUAAUAAAGGUACGUUAGAUAUGCACCUCGUGGAAAAUGGCGCUGAUGUAAAUGCUAAAUAUACUGACGGUUGGACCGUCCUACACGCCGCUGUCGAUACAGGUGAAUUAGAAAUUGUCAAGUAUUUAAUUGAACAGGGUGCUGACAUAACUCCUAAAAGUAAUAUCAGCGCUCUUGGCACUGACAUCAUGAGGAUGGCUGUUGUGAACAAUUCAGUUGCUUUGGUGAAACUCCUCUUGCAAAAGAACAUAGUUGUUUCGAGAGCUGGAACAUUUCUUGUCGAGGGAAGGCAAAUGAGUCUUCUUGAAUGGAGUAUUUACAUUGGUCAUGAUGAAAUAAAACUAUUCUAA
This is a messenger RNA of Dendronephthya gigantea, 1014 nucleotides long. RefSeq names its product putative ankyrin repeat protein RF_0381. The record is from RefSeq and is a predicted model, not a curated record. Gene Ontology annotation, molecular function: protein binding. Bases 1 to 1014 code for a protein of 337 amino acids. Lineage: Eukaryota; Metazoa; Cnidaria; Anthozoa; Malacalcyonacea; Nephtheidae. The transcript is spliced from 5 exons.